AUGGUGGAUGAGGCUCAUGAGAGAACUCUCUCAACAGAUAUUUUGUUUGGAUUAGUAAAGGAUAUUGCACUAUUUAGAUCUGACUUUAAACUGCUAAUCUCAAGUGCAACUCUUGAUGCUAAGAAAUUCAGUGAAUAUUUUGAUUUUGCCCCAAUUUUUCAUUUUCCAGGAAGGCGGUAUCCUGUCGAUGUAGUCUACACAAAAGAACCACAAGCUGAUUAUUUGGAUGCAGCCAUUGUUACUGCACUUCAAAUCCAUGUGACAGAAGCACCUGGAGAUAUACUGGUAUUCCUCACUGGUCAAGAAGAAAUUGAAAUGGCAGCAGAAGUAUUGAAACACAGGACAAGGGGCCUUGGAACAAAAAUUGGUGAGCUGGUUAUCUGUCCCAUAUAUGCAAACCUGCCUACUGAGCUGCAAGCAAAAGUUUUUGAGCCCACGCCUUUAGGGGCUAGGAAGGUUGUCCUAGCCACAAACAUUGCAGAGACCUCACUGACCAUAGAUGGGAUCAAAUAUGUCAUUGACCCUGGAUUUUGCAAGACAAAAUCUUAUAAUCCAAGGACUGGGAUGGAAUCAUUGCAGGUGACUCCCAUCUCCAAGGCAUCAGCAAGGCAAAGGGCAGGUCGAUCUGGCCGAACAGGCCCUGGUAAAUGCUUCAGGUUAUACACUGCUUUCAACCAUCAACAUGAUUUAAAUGAUAACACAAUACCUGAAAUACAACGGACGAACCUUGCAAAUGUCGUUCUAAUGCUGAAGAGCCUCGGUAUUCAUGACUUGUUACAUUUUGAUUUCAUGGAUUCUCCACCUACUGAAGCUUUAAUAAAUGCCCUGGAGUUGUUGUUUGCACUAGCUGCAUUGAACAAAUAUGGAGAGCUGACUAAAGUUGGUAGACGGAUGGCAGAGUUUCCUCUUGAUCCAAUGCUAUCUAAGAUGAUUGUUGCUUCCGACAAAUAUAAGUGCUCGGAUGAGGUUAUUUCCAUCGCUGCUAUGCUUUCUGUUGGUAAUUCAAUUUUUCACCGUCCAAAGGAAAAACAAGUCCACGCUGACAACGCGCAACUGAAUUUUCAAACUGGGAACGUGGGAGAUCACAUUGCCUUGCUUAAUAUUUACAACACAUGGAAAGAGGUAAAUUACUCAACACAAUGGUGCUACGAAAACUUUGUACAGGUAAGGAGCAUGAAAAGAGCAAGAGACAUCCGGGAUCAACUUGAGCGGCUCCUGGAGAGGGUUGAGAUUGAAAUAACCUCAAAUCCUGCUGAUUUAGUGUCGAUAAAGAAGGCCAUUGCCUCUGGCUUCUUCCCUCGUGUGGCAAGGUUGCUUAAAAAUGCAUGUUACAGAAGAAUAAAACAUCCACAGACUGCCUACUUACACCCCAGCUCAGGGCUAGCACAAGUGUCUCCAAAAUGCGUUUUAUACCACGAAAUGGUGCUCACAGCAAAAGAAUAUAUGAGGAAUGUAACGGAGAUAGAGCCGAAGUGGUUGGCAGAAAUAGCUCCACAUUAUUAA
This is a messenger RNA of Prunus avium (sweet cherry), 1503 nucleotides long. NCBI's taxonomy places the organism in Eukaryota, Viridiplantae, Streptophyta, Magnoliopsida, Rosales, Rosaceae. The record is from RefSeq and is a predicted model, not a curated record.